This is a messenger RNA of Hermetia illucens (black soldier fly), 1170 nucleotides long. Its product is annotated as AH receptor-interacting protein. The transcript is spliced from 4 exons. Gene Ontology annotation, molecular function: peptidyl-prolyl cis-trans isomerase activity; protein binding. The coding region runs from base 114 to 1073 and encodes 319 amino acids. The record is from RefSeq and is a predicted model, not a curated record. NCBI's taxonomy places the organism in Eukaryota, Metazoa, Arthropoda, Insecta, Diptera, Stratiomyidae.
UCUGCAAAUUGUCAAGCAAUGUCAAUAUGUAUGAACGUAGGGGUGUGUGGAGGGUUCCCUAGGCCUACGCGACUUAAGAUUUUGAGUGCGUUGUGAGGGUGAACUGCCUGCAAAUGGAUCCGCAAAUCGACCAUUCCUUGAUUAAGAAGGAAACAAUCCACCCUGGGAAGAAAUACAUUCCAUUAACACCGGGAACCAGGGUGAAAUUUCACUUCCAAACAAUAAAAUGCGAUGGAAGCACUACAAUCCUUGACGACAGUCGUAAAAUGGAGCAUCCUAUGGAGCUGGUGCUGGGCAAGAAAUUCAAGUUGGAAGUUUGGGAGGUGAUGGUUCAGAAAAUGGCACUGGACGAAGUGGCGAAGUUUACAGUGGACAAAUCGUUAGUUUCUCAGUAUCCUUUCAUUUCGAAAACUCUCCGUGAUGUUGGGAAGAAGCAUGAGGAGCGGAAACAUUGCUGCGGGAUGACGAUCCAAAACGAAGGCAUCGGCUACAAGGAUCUGGACGAAUUGUUCAAUAAUCCGUGCGAUCUUCAGUUUAUCUUUGAACUGAUAUCCAUCGAAUUGCCGGAUGAAUAUCAGAAGGAAUCAUGGCAACUGACUGACGAUGAGAAAUUGGUGGCCAUUCGCGAAUUGCGGGAUAAAGGAAAUACGUCCUACAAAGAGAAAAAUAUUCCCAAAGCUGAAGAAAGUUACAGACUAGCGUUAGGAAUGUUGGAGCAGCUUAUGUUGAAAGAAAAACCAAAUGAUGUUGACUGGCUUGAGUUGGCACAAAUGAAAGUUCCUUUCUUACUUAACUACGCCCAGUGUCGAUUACUGAGCAAAGACUACUAUCCAGUCAUAGAAUAUUGUACAGAAGUUUUAAAGUAUGACCCCGACAACGUUAAGGCUCUAUACCGUCGUGCCAAAGCCCACACUGGUGCAUGGAAUCCGGAGGAAGCGAAAAACGAUUAUAAAAGGUGCAUGGAAUUGGAUGCAUCUCUCAAGCAAUCCAUAACGAAAGAACUAAAUGCAUUGAAUGAGGAGAUAAAGAUUAGAGAUUUGGAAGAUAAAAUGAAAUUCCAAAAAAUGUUUUGAUUAAACACGAUGAUUGAUUUAGCAUAAGUAAUUAUUUAUUAUAUGUUGUAAUGUGCAAUGAACUUUUAGACGCCAUAAAUGUGUAUCCAAUAGAAAA